Molecule: messenger RNA, 5866 nt
Organism: Annulohypoxylon maeteangense
Lineage: Eukaryota; Fungi; Ascomycota; Sordariomycetes; Xylariales; Hypoxylaceae
Exons: 2
Coding region: 367-5361 (1664 amino acids)
Biological process (GO): regulation of small GTPase mediated signal transduction; positive regulation of GTPase activity; negative regulation of TOR signaling
Cellular component (GO): TSC1-TSC2 complex; nucleus; cytoplasm
Molecular function (GO): GTPase activator activity
Source: RefSeq, a predicted model, not a curated record
CCAAUCUUGUUCAAUCUUGCUACCAAGAUCUUCUCCUUAUGUACGGUAAUUUUGUUCAACUGAAUGCAUCUCCCCUGAAAUCUGUCAUCGACGAAAAAAAAAGUUUCCGCCUUGCGUCUCCCAAUGUACUACCACGUUUCACGACCCAAAACAAAUCCAAAUCGAGCCCUUUAUAAUCGUUCGUUUCUACCAGCUCAGCCAAUACCUCCACCAUCGUCAUCAACGCUACUACUCAUACGGUAGUGGCUGGGAGAAGAGGGUGUAUGAGGAAAUUAAGCCUGCAAUACGGCCACCAGUACCCAGUUGGACCAAUUCUGGAAGAGUGUGUCACGGGUCUCAUGUCGGCCGGCUUUUUGCACUUGAUGGAUGCUUGAAAUUUUUAUUAUCUUGGCCUUUUGUACUCUGUAUCGUCUUUUCAUUUUUUUAUUCCCACCCUUAUGCAAGACCCGAUUUGCUUUUUCUCUAGGCCGGAAGGCCGGUGAAGAACGGCAGAUAUUAGCUAUGUCACCAUCACCUGGAGAUGAUGCCUCGUCGCCUCACGAUUCUAAGAAUACUAGUGGGCUUGCUAGUGUCUUCAAAGGCCUCGCCGGUGCUGCUAAGUUAACUAAAUCUCCUCCGGCUCCCGUACAAUCCUCUGGUCCCUCCAUCAAUGCCCAGAUCGCCGAACGCCUUAAUACCACGCCGGGUAUCCUCCGCGGCCUACCAUCGCAACAUAGUGAAGCCUUUGAGUUAUUGAAGAAUGGGUCGAUGAACGAGAGAGUUAAUGCCGCCAAUGCGUUGCGACAUACCGUGUCAGAUUACCCCCUUAAUCCCGUCUUAGAUAUUUGGUAUGCAGCCAAAGACUUAGUCGAUCCGACCAAUCCCAGGGCAACCCGAUCAUCAGGCUGGGAACUCCUGAAGGAAUGUGUAAAGCAUGCGUCUUCGACCGAUCUUGAGCGCAACGAAUAUUUCCAGACGAUAUCUGCCGAGGCCAACCCGGAAGACUUCUAUUUACAACUUGCCACCUUGGUUGAUUUGACGAAUCACGGCCGAAACUUAUCCGGCUUCGAUUACGAUGUCUUUCCACUCCUAUCGAAGUGGCUUGAAGAAUCAUUUGAUGCGGUACGCGCCGCGCGAGGCGCCGCGAAAAAGCAAGGGUCACGGAUGAAAGGGAAGGGCUUAGUUACUGGGGAAGAUAGGAAUUUUGCGGAUCUCUUCAGCUUUAUUAACGACGUAAUCAAGUUCAAUUCUAACGUCGCCGAUGAUGACGCCGCCGAAGUCCUGAUCGACAAAUUGCUGGAUAUCUGCAUGAACACUAGUGUUGAAGAGGACCUACAAGCAUGUAUAAGCGUUAUGGAUGCCAUAGUAACAUUUGGGGCGAUUCCUGGGGAUAAGUUGAAGAGCUGCGUUCAUGUUCUUUGCUCCAUCCACUGUCUCGUCCCCAAUCUUCAGAAGGAUGCGUGGCAUACCAUUAGCAUCCUGUGUCGGUCACACAACGGACAUACAACCGUAAGGCUACUUCUGGACGUUUUAGCAAGCCUUCCAGAAAAUGCGGAUAAGAAGAAGGAAGUUGUCAGAGAAGUCAGGGGUGCUUUGUCGGUCCUCACGAAGCUUGUGUCGAAGAGUUCCGAGAAGGGAUAUCCCGCUGUUCCCUUUGCCCUUUUGGUCGAUGGCCUAUCCACAGUGGUCAAGGCCACCUCUGCUUGGAAAAUACACCUCGACAUAUUACGGUUAACAAACGCAUUAUUCUAUGACAGCCAGCGCAAUGUGAAUAACAUGUUGGCUGAUGAAGACUGGACGCCUGUCUUUGAUGUUGCAGUCACAUGUGCCGGAGCUGUUAUCACAUCACUAACUAAAACCGAGAAUUCUAUCAAGUCCCUCUUAGGUCCAGAAGAGGCUGACUCUGCCGAGAGUAUGCUAGCUCGGGAAUUAUUUAAACUCAUACGUCGAAUCGAGACCAUACUAUCUGAUGAACCUGGUGUUGCCACGCAGAAACAGGAGGUUUCAUCUCUGGACCAAGCGGACAGCAGCAGUCAAAAACCAGAGGGCGCGCAGACGGAGCAACCUAAUCCCCUCGUCCAAAAACAGGAUUGUAUCGUAUUCUUUACCAAGAUACAUCCUGCUCUUCCCGACUCCGCAGCGAUACUGAUUCUCGAAUAUUUCAAGAAGUUUCGAUGUUGCUCCCCAUCAGAUCCUUUCUGGGAGACUAACUUGAGCCUCGUGUUGGAUGCAUUUUUAGCAGAUAGGAAACGAUCAACUAAUGUCCGCCUGCGGGCAUUACAAGCCUUUACGGAGGUCUAUGAUAUGAUCGAACUACUCAAUGAUCAGUUUGAGCCUGAUUUCAUACCGGAGUUAAUUGAGCGCUUAUUGGCGGACGUCGCGGGCGAGACAGAUAUUGUGUUAUUACAGGAGGUGGUGUCUUUUGCUGCUUCCGUUGCCAGUAUCUCGAAUCACACACUCUUCUGUUACGUCGUCGAUACGCUUCGAGGUAUAAUAUGGAAUAACCGGUCGCGUUCACCUAUGUCUUCUUCACUUUCUCUUACCCCAGACCCGCCGUCUACGCCUCACCAAGCAAAGCCGGUUACCACUCAAACACCAUCCAACGUAGUUACGCGGGGAUAUGUGCAGAUGUUUCUACGUGUACUAAACUACGAUGCUACCAAGUCGACACGUCUAUUUAGCGUCUUAGUAUCCAUAGCCGAGUCAAAUCUUAGCGAGACAGACGCUCGUAUCACUGCGAUGCAGCUGUUGAUUCGAUUAAGAGCUGACUGGGCCAACCGUAUUUUCGUUACUCCACAUACCGAAUCGAUCAGUCUUGCUACCUCUCUAUGUCGUACUGAGGAAUCAAUGGCGCGCAAAUUUGCUGAAGAAACGUCAUACGCUGCUCGAAUGUCAAGGAGCGAGGCUGCUGGAUCUGCGCGAUCGUCUCGUGGGCAGGGUCAGAUGCAAGAUAGGAGUUAUCCGUUCAGAUCAGCUAGUGGUAGCAAGUCGGGAGCAGGUACAUAUCAGCAGUUGUGGGUCGCUUCUGAUGCAGAUGCCUUACCGGAGGCUCCAUCUCAAGCGGCAAGCACAGUGCUUUAUUGUGGUGAUUGUAACGACACUACCGGAGUCGAUGACUCGGCACAAACCCCAAUCCUUCGGACUGGGUUAUGGCUUGAGACCAUACUAACGUUGCUAAGACAAGGUUGUGACUGGGAGGUUUAUAGCUUUAUCCUAGUUCACCUACCAUCUCAAUUGAGCAAUCAUGCUAUCUUCCGGGAUGCCGUUCCGCAACUACGGGAAUUGAGACGAACCGUAUGCGAACAGAUCAAAAUGAACAGCUUCCAAGAGCCACCAAAUGUUUACGGGUUACGCAAAGCGGAUGUUGCCAUAUGUUUAUUCAACACGUUGACCAUGAUUCUCAGCUAUCACCAACACUUUCAGAAGGCAGAGGAAGACGAAAUCGUUCGGACCUUUGUACAUGGCAUAGCAACGUGGGAACGAAGUGCAAAGUGUUGUAUACAUGCACUUACGAUAUGCUGCCAUGAGCUCCCAUCGUCAACCGGCAAGGCUUUGGUCACAAUUCUGCAGAAGAUGGCGCAGAUUAUCACCCAACCCUACGUCGCUAUGCAUAUUCUGGAGUUCUUGGCUUGCCUUAGUAGAUUGCCUUCCCUAUAUGCUAAUUUCCGGGAGGACGAGUAUCGAAUUGUCUUUGGAAUUUGUUUUCGAUACUUACAAUACGUACGCGGUAGGAAGCAAGCGCACCGAAUGAGUUCGAUUAGCGAUUCAUCAGUUCCUGCGAUAAGCGAAUAUUUACCCAACUCAAAUGCGUCGGAUGAUCUGCCUCAAUAUGUAUACACGUUGGCAUAUCACGUCAUCGCGUUCUGGUUCCUAGCCCUAAAGCUUCCGGAUCGCGCAAACCAUGUUGGCUGGAUUGCGAAGAACCUGUUUACAGAUGUUGACGGACCUCAGGUCUCGGACGAGCAAGCCCAACUCACAAUGGAUUUCAUGCAGAAGGUUACGUACGCCGAUGUCGAUGAGUCUGCAGCGGACCCUUCUUUUACCGCGGACAGAUUUGGGGAAAUACUUAAGAAGAGGUGGUUGAUUGGAAAUAGCAUCGUUACAAUCGAGCAAGCUACCGCAACUGGUUGGGCUCAGAUUACGAAACGGCAGCCGUCUGGAACAUCCUCCUACACUAUCCGCGAGCUAUUCAGACCGCCUCCAGCACAUCAGCGUCCCAUGAACGAAAGCGCGAGAGAGGGCUAUGUAGCGCCUUCGAACAGCGUCUUGCCGAACCAUUUACUAGUGCAGUUAUUAUCCUCCAUGCCCCAAGGAAGCGAAGUUUCACGUCCCAUACCGCUGCCUGACGACGAGGUAGUGAACAGGGCUAUCAGGAUGUUCGACCAUAAUUCGACAGUCGAUGGCCAUAAAGUUGGCGUGAUAUAUAUCGGGGAAAAUCAAACGAACGAAUCCGAGAUUCUAGCCAACAUAACAGGGAGUGGGGACUAUCUCGAAUUUCUAAAUGGUCUCGGAACACUGACGAAACUAAAUGGCGCAACGUUCAACACGCAAGGCUUAGAUCGACAGUACGAUACUGAUGGGAAAUACACGUUUUGUUGGAGGGAUAGGGUGACGGAAAUUGUUUUCCAUGUCACGACGCAGAUGCCAACCAAUCUAGAACAUGAUCCUCGGUGCACCCUCAAGAAGCGCCAUAUCGGGAAUGAUUUUGUUAAUAUUAUUUUCAACGACUCCGGCUUCCCCUUCAAGUUUGACACCUUCCCAUCGGAAUUCAACUUUGUCAAUAUUGUGAUCACUCCGGAGUCGCGUGCUUCGUUCGUCGCUACCAGGCAGAGGACACCGAAAGAUGUUGAAGAGUCAUUCUACAAAGUCCGCCUGAUGAGCAAGCCUGGCUUUCCCGAAAUAUCGCCAGCUUCCGAAACUAAGAUCGUAAGCCUGAGGGCUUUACCCGACUUCAUCCGGCUUUUAGCACUGAACGCGUCGGUCUUCUCACUAGUCUGGGCCCAUCGGGAAGGCGGCGAGCACAUCUCACCAUGGCGUAACAGAUUGAGAGAAAUCAAGAGACUCCGAGAAAAAUACGGUCCGAAGGUGGCGCCUCAGGGGCCUACGCCCUCCCCACCGGGUACCGCUCUGGGCUACGGGCCUCCUCCCACCAUAAACGCCGCUGCACAAUUAGAGGCAGCUAGAUCAGGUAACACCGUUCGAGAUAGCUUUAGUAGCCUUCGACGGUCAUCAGUUGCCACAUUUUUCUCUGCUUCUAGCGAGCAGAAUUCUCACCGGUCAUCUAUGCUUUCUACCGCAACGACAGAUAAUACGGAGGUCAUGACAGUUAAUGGGCUAGACGCACUGGUCGAUAGCGUUGACUUCUCCAAAUGGUCGGCGUAAUAACACGCGUCGUUACAUCUUUCAAUACGAACCUUCGGGCAUUUUCCCCGGGGGUCACGCAUAUAUGAUUAUUAUCCACGAGAGGUUACGGUUUUGGGGGGUUCCGCGAAAACAAAAAAGCAUGGCGUCUGGAUUGGGAGGAUACCACUGAAGUUACUUGUCUAUUUUCCUGUUUCACUUUUAUACUUCUGCCUGAACAUAUUGCCGGAAAUGUCCAUUCUGUACAUGGUUGUUAAGGGAACUCUUCGUCAUAUGCCCCGCAGAGGUCGCCGGCCGAGAGCCAGCGGUGACGUUGGCGGUGACUCAGCCCCCGACGACGAAAAGGAAAUAAAAAAACAAUAAGGGAUGGCGGAAAGGGGGGGAAGGAAGGUUGGGAGGCUGAUUUGGGUUUUCGGGUGGAAAUUAAAAAGAAAAGUUGAUCCCGUUUUUACACUGCUCACUUCUCAUCUUACUAUAAAGAGAACUUAAGGCACGCCGCCACACGUAUUAUAUUGUUUUUGAAACU